AUGCAUUUUGCUUAUUUGUUUCCUUAUACUUCAUUCAGAUUGGAAGAUACUACUUUCGCCGUCGUCAAGACCGUCGUCGCUCUCGUCCUUGUGGCCGUCGCUUUGGCUGCUCCUUCACAGCCUUCUUACGAUUACUCUCCUCCGGCAACUUAUGACUCUCCUGCUAAGUACGACUUCAACUACGCUGUCAAGGACGACUACUCCGGAAACGACUUCGGUCACCAGGAAGCACGCGACGGAUACAACACUCAGGGUUCCUACUUCGUCCUCCUUCCCGACGGUCGUCUGCAGAGGGUCACCUACACUGUCAACGGCGACUCUGGUUACGUAGCUGAGGUCAGCUACGAGGGUGAAGCCCAGUACCCCGAGUACCAUCCUACUCCUGCCUACAAGCCUACUCCUGCUUACAAGCCUGCUCCUGCUUACAAGCCCGCCCCAGCCUAUGAACCCGUCCCUACUUCCGCCUAAGUGUGUAUGAACUAAUAUAUGCAAGAUAUUUAUUA
Penaeus indicus is the source of this 503-nucleotide messenger RNA. RefSeq names its product cuticle protein 7-like. Gene Ontology annotation, cellular component: extracellular matrix. Lineage: Eukaryota; Metazoa; Arthropoda; Malacostraca; Decapoda; Penaeidae. The transcript is spliced from 3 exons. Bases 1 to 468 code for a protein of 155 amino acids. The record is from RefSeq and is a predicted model, not a curated record.